CUCGUUUGCAAAUUUUACCCAAGUGGUCAACAAAAUAUACAUCAAAAGCAGAGAGCUCGGCGGUCUCGUUCCACAUUCUCUCUUCUAUUUCAUCAGUUUCUCCGCUGCUACCAUGAGCCUCUCCUUAUCCUUCACUCAUCCAAUCUUAAGCCGCCACGUCUAUUCCGCCGUAUUUCCUCCUCCCCGUUUUCUCUUCCUCUCUCCUCUCAUCCCCACCACGUCCCGUUUCCCUAUUCUCUACCGCGCGCCCCAACGCGCCACCGCACUCUCAGCCACCGCUGUAACCGCCUCUAUCUUCCGAGAUACCGCUGCUUCCGCCUCUGUCUUUGCUGGCGCUUAUGCUCUCGUCUUCACCUUCGAUAUUCUCACUCAAAAGGAGCUCAUUCAGCAGAAUUUAAGUAGAAAAUUGGUGCAUAUAUUAUCUGGAUUACUUUUUGCCAUUUCCUGGCCAAUUUUCAGCAACGCCGAUGAAGCUCGUUACUUUGCAUCUCUGGUUCCACUUUUCAAUUGCUUAAGGCUUGUAAUUCAUGGUCUCUCUUUGACUGAUGAUCAAAGCUUGAUCAAAUCUGUUACUCGAGAAGGAAAUCCCAAGGAAUUGCUUAGGGGGCCUUUGUAUUAUGUUGCGAUGUUGAUGUUAUGUGCUCUUGUGUUUUGGCGUGAAUCCCCUGUGGGUGUCAUCUGCUUGGCAAUGAUGUGCGGCGGAGAUGGUGUUGCAGAUAUAAUUGGAAGAAAAUAUGGGUCGUCCAAGAUUCCUUAUAAUCAAAGUAAGAGUUGGGUUGGCAGCAUUUCCAUGUUUGUUUCAGGAUUCAUCAUUUCUAUUGGGAUGCUGUACUACUACUCAGCUCUGGGUUAUUUACAAUUGGAUUGGGGAUAUACACUGCAUAGGGUUGCUUUCAUUUCUCUAGUGGCAACUGUGGUUGAAUCUCUUCCAAUUACCAUGCUAAUAGAUGAUAAUAUUUCUGUUCCUCUUGCUUCCAUGCUUGCUGCCUAUUUAACUUUUGGUCACUAAUUUCUUCCUGGCUAAUCUACUUUUAUAUUCAUUUUA
Molecule: messenger RNA, 1045 nt
Organism: Gossypium raimondii (Peruvian cotton)
Lineage: Eukaryota; Viridiplantae; Streptophyta; Magnoliopsida; Malvales; Malvaceae
Product: probable phytol kinase 1, chloroplastic
Exons: 6
Coding region: 113-1009 (298 amino acids)
Biological process (GO): vitamin E biosynthetic process
Cellular component (GO): chloroplast
Molecular function (GO): phytol kinase activity
Source: RefSeq, a predicted model, not a curated record